UUUAAACAACAUUUUUUCCUAAUUUUACCAUCGCAGCUAAUGCAAAAACAUCUGUUUAAAUAUCAUAAAGUCAAAUUCUAAAAAUGUGACAUACUAUGUAAUUUCUUUUUUAAGUUUACCAUUGACUUAUUGUAAAUGUAUUGUCCUUUUCCGCGGUACACCGAAUGCAUCAUCGGGCAGUUAGCUAGUUGCUAACUUCGCAAUGGACAAUGUUUCUCGUUUGUGCUCCCCUGUCACUCCUCAAGAAAACUGCCCAGAAACCUGCGACAUCUCUUCCACAGACGAUGGGUUAGUUGAUGCUUUUGAAGACCUGGCUGCCCUUCCUGUGGAGGUCGGAGAGAGAAGACCGAUGUGUUUACGGUGCCGAAAGCCCAAGACCAGCUCAAACAGAGAGCUGGGGCUAUAGGCUGGGAAGUAGCUGGGAUAUCACAGCUUCACGUCUUCAACUUUCCCUCCCAUGUAGUCGCCCUCAGAAGGUGUGUCUCUGUCCUUUUCUUCCACCACAACCUCUGGAGGUGUCCACGUGUCUGUACGUUGUGCAGCAUCCUGCAGAGGAGAGCCGAGUACUUCGCACAGUCCCCCUUCUUGCUGCUUGUUUACCACAAGGAAAAUGCAAUGUCAUAGUAGGAAGACGGUUUAAUGAAGAAAAGAACCCGGAGCUAGCUGCUGUGUGUCGUGACAGCAGAACACUCAUCCUAUACCCAGGUCCUAAAUCCGAGAACCUGGAGGAAUUGAUACAGUAUGAAGAGGUCAGCACCGUAAAACACAACGUGAUCAUUAUAGAUGGCACCUGGAGUCAGGCCAAAAACAUGUUCCUGAAAAACAGCAUCUUUCACCUUCCGAAACAGGUGCAGCUCAACAGGACUCUGUCCAGUCAGUACGUGAUCCGCACACAACCGUCCAACAUCUGUCUGUCCACACUGGAAUGUGCUGCUGUUGCCUUGUCAGUCCUGGAACAGAAUGAUGAGAUUCAAGAGGUUCUCCUGAGGCCGCUCAAAGCUUUGUGCUCCUUCCAGCUGCAGCACGGCGCUCAGAUUCAUCACAGCAAGGAGCAUCUUCUUAAGAACGGCAUGUAUGACAAACCCAUGCCCAAGAACAAACGCAAGAUAAAGAGGAUGGAGAAACUCAUCACAGACCACAACAUCUGCCCAAGAUGAGAAAGGGACUUAGCAGAAAGAAGACGGUUCACCCAUCUGUGCAACAUGUAGGACUGUGUCAUCAGUGUGCAAACAACCGAACCUUUGGAAACAGUUUCUGUCUUUUUUUUGUUUUUUACAUAAAAGUAGUAGCAGACAAAUAUAGCUUACAAAGUUCUACUUGAAGCGUCUUACUCAACAAGUCAGGUUUCUAACUUUACAUUUAAAAUGGUUUACAUAAUUCCACCUUAAAGAGGAAGAAAACAGGAUGUGGUUCUGUUGGUAGUGACUUUUUGUGAUUGCAUCUGGUCACCUUUUGAAGGGCUGAUUCAACUGAUUUUGCUGAGCAAAGUCUUAAAAAAUAAAGUGAUGUAAACACACUAAAAUGCUGUACACAAAGCUACCAAAGAAGCGUCAAAGAAAUCAGUGAAAAUGGUUGGAAAUUGUGCUAUGCUGUGAAUUCAUCAUUUUUAAUGAUUUUAGUUGAAUCCAGAAACAUAAAGGGGCAUUUCUUAGAUAAUAGUGAAUAUUCACACAGUCUCAGGCACAUUAUCUCAGCUGGUGAUCAAACAUGAUGCAGCAUUUGAUGAAUCUCAUCAGAAGUUGUAAAAAACAAAAACAUGGCGCCUUUUAGCAGAUGCUCAUCAAAAGACAAGUUCACUAAACUGAAGAUGAAAAUGAGCUUAAAUGGUGCAAAAUGCAAAAUAUAGCUGAUGUUUUAUUUUAUUGGGGAAAACCAAAGAAAGACUUUACUUAGUAAGUGGUCUAUUUGGAGAACGACAAGUAUUGCUAGAAGUUGGGGUUGACAAACAUUACCCAAGUUACUGAAAUUUAUUUCUAGCAUUUUGUUAUACAUUCUUCCCUGUUUGGAAGUUAGAAAUUCUGAGUUCCCAGUUGGUACUGAAUGCAGCAUGAUGGCCUAAAACACUUUAUUUCACAACCAAAGUCAGAGAGUAGAAGUAGCUCCAUUCCUGAAAAACUAGAACAUCCCCCUCUAAACAAACUACUCUGUGCCUGCCAAGUUUGAAGUAUUUUGGAAAAACUCCAUUAGAUUUACAGAGAUUUUGCAGUUUACUAGAGUGAUUACACAAUUGAUUUAUGUCCAGCUGUUUUUAAACAGUAAAUAUUUAGAUAUGUUGAUGACAAGUUAUUUUUUCAUUUCAACACUAAUAAAUUACAUUUGCCUUUGUGUGUAAACCAUUUUCAAAAGCAGUUUUCUAUGUAGUCAGCCUCUUUUGAACUUUGCUGUUUUUAAGAAUCAUUUAAACUGAAAGUGUACACAACUUACCUCCUGCAAAUAAAUGCCAUCUGAGCCUCACA
Molecule: messenger RNA, 2456 nt
Organism: Melanotaenia boesemani (Boeseman's rainbowfish)
Lineage: Eukaryota; Metazoa; Chordata; Actinopteri; Atheriniformes; Melanotaeniidae
Gene: dtwd2
Product: DTW domain containing 2
Exons: 6
Coding region: 297-1157 (286 amino acids)
Source: RefSeq, a predicted model, not a curated record